GACAGCAAUAGAGGUUUCAAAGGUUGCAGGUCAAACAGAGGGACCUGCAGAUCUAACUCAAGGAGCUGAGAGCCAGACUGAGCCCACAGAGGUUGAUGCUCAACCAACAGAAGUCAGAGAGACGGUAUCGCACUUAGAUUCAACAGAAGGAGAUGUGAUCGUUGCUCAACCUGUUCUUUUGGAUCUUGCGAUUCAUGCCAAUGAAACAAUAGAGCUAGAAUCAAAGGCUCCUGCAUCCCUAUCACCAAUAACAGGCAAGGUCGAUCACUCAAUGCUGACGAAUAUUUUAGAGGUUGACGAUCAACCAACAGAAGUCAGAGAACCAGUAUCACAUUUAGAUUCAAAAGAAGAUGUGAUCAUUGCUCAACCUGUUCUUUUGGAUCUUGCAAUUCAAGUCAAUGAAAUAGUAGAGCUAGAAUCGAAGGUUCCUGCAUCCCCACCACCAAUAAUGGAGACUGUUGAAGCCUUGACAGCAACAGAGGUUUCAAAGAAUAAAGUUCAAGCAGAGGAACCUGCAGAGCCAGCAAAUCUAACUCAAGGAGCUGAGAGUCAGAUUGAGCCAACAGAGGUUGAUGUUCAACCAACAGAAGUCACGGAGCCAGUGUUGCACUUAGAUUCAACAGAAAGAGAUGUGAUAGUUGCUCAACCUGUUCUCUUGGAUUGUGCCAUUUAUGGAAAUGAAACAGUAGAGCUAGAAUUGAAGGUUCCUGCAUCCCCACCACCAAUAAUGGAGAGUGUUGAAGCCUUGACAGCAACAGAGGUUUCAAAGGACAGAGUUCAAGCCGUGGGGGCUGUGGAACCUAUAACUCCAGCACAAAUAAAUGAGAGCCAGAAACAGAUUGAGCUACCUGAGAUUGAUGAUCAGGCACUUGAGACCACAGAACCAGAGGAAUACUUAAGUGCACCAGAAAGAGCUGUGAUCACAACUCAUCCAAUGAUGUUUGAUGCUGGCAUCCACACAACUGAAACAGUAGAUCUAAUCGCAAAUGCACCAGAUUCCCCAACAGUGACAGCAGAUAUAAUGGAAGACUUGGAACAGACGGAUGUGUUGGGGUCUGAUGUACAGGCAGAAGAGGCAAGUUCGGCUGAGAGCCAGAAACAGUCAGAGCUAACUGAAACAAGCCUUCAAGCUACAGAAAUCACAGAACCAGAGGUAAACCUUGACUCAACUGAAAUGGCUUUGAUCACCACCCAAGCUGUUCUGUUGGAUGAUGGCAUAUAUGCAAUCAAAACAGUAGAACUAGAAGAAGUAAUAGAAGAAGAAAUCAAAUCAGUGGAGAAAGAAACCUCUAGUAUCCAGUCAACAGAAACGAUUCAACCAGUUAGUCAAACAGAAAAAGUAGAGGGCUUCCUGAGAGAACCACUACCCUCUGAAGCGUGUCAUCAAGAAACAAAAGCAAAGAAAGAGCACGUUAAUAACCCAGAGGAGGAGAAUGAACAGGAUGUGUGGAUGGAUGCUGAGGAAGGUAUUUACAGCCAAGAGGAAACAGAGGUGUCCUUUGUUGAGGUCGAGGAACAUCUAGAGUCCGAGGAAGAGAGUUUCCAGGAGGAAGAGGCAGGGCUUGAAGAGGAAGUUAAAAUAGAUCCUAAUGUCGAGACAGAAGAAGAAGAAGAAGAAGAAGAAGAAGAAGAAGAAGAAGAAGAAGAAGAAGAAGAAGAAGAAGGUCAACAGGAAGUGUACAAAACAGGAGAAGUAUGUGAAAUUGAAAGUGAGGGUGAAGGUGAAGAUUUUGCCAAUGCACUUGAGCAUCAGGAAUAUGCAACUUCGAGUGUUACUACCAUAGAGUGGGACUAAUUUCACUUAACUCGAGUGGUAACAGGUUGGACAGUCAAAAAGGAAAAUCAAGCUGGUAUUCUCUGAAAAGCAGUUAAGAUGAUGACAGACUUUGGAAGAGGAAACAGGAAACAGCAAUUUGCUGCUUUUAUUCUCCAUAUGUUCAUCCAAAAAUAUGUGUGUAUUUCAUGGUGAAAAUGGCCCUUAUUUAUGGGCUUAUUUUAUUAGUAAUAUAAAGUGUGUGAUUAACAAGAGCGAUCUUGAAAGAGAAGUAUCAACUGUAACAGUGCUGAGUUUUUCACUCUUGUGUAGAGAAAGACUAAAGGUUUGACAGUGAACUACAUUCAUAAUGAUGUGGCAUCUUUCAAUUAAUUUGAAGUCUUUUUUGAUAUAAUGCAGCUUUUAUACUAAUCAUGUCAAGUCUUUUAAAUCCUAAAUAUAUUUGUGCAAAGCUCUAUCUUUAUUGAAGAUGUUCCGAUUGCAAAUUGCUUUUUGUUAAAACUGAAAGUUAAAUUCAGAUAAACUGAAGGUAAGAAAACACACUGAACAGUCAUAAUUGUGCACAGUCUAUUUAACAUGGCAAACAAUGCAAAAUUGGUUUACAGUAUGGCUAACUCUAGUAGAGCUAGCACCAACAGCCUUUGGCCCUCCUUGCCGGUUACUGUCUACAUGCUUGUGCUACCCACAUACAACUUCAUCUCCAUUUUCUAGAUCAAGUUAAUGCCAAACCAUUCUGUGCUCUGUCAUCUGUGUUUGUUUACAUCUGGGUAGUAGAGCUUUAUGGCAUUAUGGCUGUACCCAUUAACCAGACCUACAGCUCUGGCUAGUGGAGCAGGCUACACUACAGCCUAAAUACAACAGACACUUCAGGUCUACAUUGGAAUUAUAAAUAAUUUGUUUAACUGACUGGUAAUUCUGCCGACUAGUGAGGGUGAUAAUGUUUAAUUGUUUAGUCGACUAAAUGUGAACAUCCCUGGAUAUCGCUGGAUUUUUUUGGAUUUAUGUUAGAGAAUAAGAUUACAUUCUUGUUCUAUUCUGUGCUUCAAAUACAUUUGUCUAAGUGUUAAGCACACUUUUCAGAGGCAACAUUACUUUUCUUGAUACAUUGGUAUGUAACUUGUUCAUCACAGCCUUUACGAUCUCUGUUCAUGAAAUGACUGUCAUUCAGUAUUUUACAUCUUUUCCCUAAGUACAUACUCUCAUGGGCUCGAUGCAGGAAAAACAGUGAGUAGACCCGAGUGUACUAGUGUAACUGUAUAUUAUCUUGUACAUAAGAACUCUUUUAAUGCUUCUAAAGGCUGCACUCAUUUUGAAGCUGCAAAUAUUUCUAUUUUGAAAAGUUUUAAAAUGAGAGCAUGAUGAGAGCAUGGCACAUCAAGAAUCUGCACACUUUUGAUUUGAACUUCUGACUGAAAAGUCAAAAGCAUUUAUUCAUAUAAUCAUCAGAGCCUUAAACUUCAUGGCAGCAUUAGUUGCUCAGUUUUUUUGUGUGUUAGCCUCAAAGAGCUUGCAGCGUCAACGGUUCCCCAGGAUGAGUGAGUAAAGUGUGAAGCGAGGGUGAGAGGAGGAAAUCAGGUUAUAACAGAAUGUGUGUCCUCUUUGGGUUUGUUUCCUUGUAUACUGACUUUUAUGGAAACUUCUUGCUGAUCUGAUUGUGUAUAUGUUAAU
Molecule: messenger RNA, 3442 nt
Organism: Notolabrus celidotus (New Zealand spotty)
Lineage: Eukaryota; Metazoa; Chordata; Actinopteri; Labriformes; Labridae
Product: protein Ycf2-like
Exons: 2
Coding region: 272-1795 (507 amino acids)
Source: RefSeq, a predicted model, not a curated record